AUGACUUCAUACAGAGAAGGCAUGUCUAUGUCAAGACCACUGUUGCUUGAUUCAACGAAUUACAGGUAUUGUAAGGUUCGUAUGCAAGCGUUUAUUAGUAACCUUGAUGAAGAUUGCUGGAAUUCGAUUGAGCUUGAUUGGGAGCCUCCUAAAGUUGUGGAUGAGAAAGGGGUUGAGAGUCUUAAGCCCAGUGAUAAGUGGACUGCUGCAGAGAAAAAGCUAUCAAGUUGUAAUUUGACAGCUAAGACAGCGAUUUACAAUGCUAUUGAUUCAAGCCACUUCAAUGAUAAGAGAACAAAGCUGGAUAUGUUGGCAUCACAAUUUGAGAAUCUAAGGAUGGAAGAAAAUGAAACUGUGGCUGAGUUCAGUGCUAAGUUAUGUGAUAUAUCUAAUGAGGCUUUUGCUCUUGGAAAGCAAUACAAAGAUAAAAAGCUUGUGAAGAAACUGAAGCGAUCUGCUUUUGAAUUAAGCAAAGCAUAUGAAGCUGAAGGAGUAAAGAAGAAAGAUGAUCAAGUUAAAGAAGCAAUAAAGAAGGAAAUUGACAUCGGAGUAGCUCUUAAGGUAUCAUCUUGUGAAAAUUCAAUGGCUAUGUUAUCAAGACAAUUUGCUAAAUUUCUGAAGCGUAAGGGCGAAGAGAAGAAAAGUAGAAUGGGUGAAGAGAUGAAGACUUCAUCAAAGAAUGUUCAAUGUUUUAAAUGCAAAGGAUAUGGUCAUGUAUGUUCUGAAUCAGUGUAUGCAUCAGUGUCUGCAACUACUUCUGAAACUGCAGCAAAACCUGCAACUGUAUCUGAACAUGAAUCUGAUAGUGAUAGUGAUGGAGAGGAUAUGAGUUACGAAGAACUUGGUAAGAGUUAUGAGAAGCUGUAUGCACAUUGGCUUAAGGUAGUUGAUGAUAAUUCAGUUUUGAUUAAGGAGAAGCUUGAGUUAGAGGCUAAAGUCGUUGAAGCAGAGAAAUAUACAACAGAGAAGGGAGAAGAAGCAUUACAAGCUAAAGUGCAGCUUGAAGAAACUCAAAAGAAUUUGAAGAUGCUUUAUAAUAGUACAGAGAAGUUGGAUCACAUUCUGAGUAUUGGCAAGACUGAUAAGUGUGGCCUCGGAUAUGAAGAAAAAGUUUCAAAAUCGGAUACGGUGUUUUUUCAAGUGGAAAAAUCACGUCUGCUUCAAAGACUACUUCAAAGACUGCUUCAGAGACUGUUUUUGUGA
Molecule: messenger RNA, 1203 nt
Organism: Camelina sativa (false flax)
Lineage: Eukaryota; Viridiplantae; Streptophyta; Magnoliopsida; Brassicales; Brassicaceae
Source: RefSeq, a predicted model, not a curated record